AAAACUACCACCAUACCUGGAUCUUUAUCAAACGUAAUUCACUAGUCUGGACAUCAUCAUGUACUCCAAAGUAAUACUUAUCGGUGCAGUGGUGGCAAUUUGCCAAGCUGGUAUUAUCGAUGACAGUCACAACCACGCCGUCUCAUCACAGAGCAUUGUCCGUCAUGAGCAACCCAGUGAACGUUCUCAUUUCACACCUGUUCUAGAACACUCAGCACCUAUCAUUGAACAUGGAGCUUCGUAUAUUCAUCACCCAGUACAAAUCCAGCAUGCUACUCCCAUUCUCCAACAUUCAUCAUUUCUUGAACAUAGUGCUCCGUUCGUGCAUGCUGCUCCUGUAGUGCAUACUCCUCUUGUUCAUGCUGCUCCCCUAGUUCAUGCUACGCCUGUAGUUCACGCCGCCCCAGUUGUUCACGCUGCCCCAGUUGUUCACGCUGCCCCAGUAGUACAUGCGGCACCUGUAGUCCAAGCACCAGUGGUUCAUCAUGUAGCAUCAGCUGUUCAUCAAUCUCCAGUUGUUCAAAUGAACUCUGCUUCUGGCUAUUCGCAACGUGUCGAAGAGAAUGCUCCUGCCAAGUAUGAGUUUUCGUACUCGGUUGAAGAUCCAAUCACCGGCGAUCACAAGUCACAACGAGAAACUCGCGACGGUGAUGUCGUGAAGGGUGAAUACUCUCUCCUCCAGCCAGAUGGCUCCAUCCGGAAAGUAGAAUACACUGCUGAUGACCAUAAUGGUUUUAGCGCAGUGGUGCACAACUCUGCCCCGAAUGCGCACGCUGCACAAACUGCACCCGUCCAGGAGCACACGCCCAUUCAACCUGCGCCCGCGCACUAUGCACAUCAUUGAAUCACCAUUUUCGCGCACUGACUGUAUUAACCUAUACUAUUUAUAAUUAUACUAUUUAA
Messenger RNA from Achroia grisella, 903 nucleotides. RefSeq names its product cuticle protein 8-like. The record is from RefSeq and is a predicted model, not a curated record. Lineage: Eukaryota; Metazoa; Arthropoda; Insecta; Lepidoptera; Pyralidae. The transcript is spliced from 4 exons. Bases 59 to 844 code for a protein of 261 amino acids. Gene Ontology annotation, cellular component: extracellular matrix.